CCUGUUACGUUCCCCCUGACCUGGAGCAGGACCGAGACCGGCCCCGGCCCCGCCUCCGCCUCGUCUCGUUCAGUUACCCAGGUUCCGAGCCGGGCCUGUCCAGGCGAGGUGGGGUUCGGCGCGGCCUGCACCAUGGCGGGCAGCUGCGCCGGGUCGGGCCGCUUAUGGAGACUCUGCAACCUGCUCAUGGCCGCCUUCUUCGGGCUGGCGGCCGCCGUGCAGAUAAAUGACCCUGAUGCAGGACUGUGGAUAGUGGUCUACAUUGUACCUGCUGUCCUUACACUGCUUGUUGGCCUUAAUCCGUCAAUUACAGAUAAUGUUGUCUGGAGGAGCCUGUCGGAUCUGCAUUCUGCUGCUUGUUUAGUUGGGACCAUUGCCUUGGGGUGCUCUUUGUUCACUUAUGCAAAAAGUAACAUCUUGCAUGAAGAGGAAGGAAGGGAGUUGUUUGGUCUGGUGAUUAUUACAGUAUGGAUGAAUCUUUGCCGCAAUUCAGCAAAAAAUCCUCUGGGUGGAAUUCGUCUGAUGGUUGCAAUUUCUCUCUCUCUCUUCCCCUUUGUAACAUGGCUUUACAUUUACAUGAACUCAGAGAUGCGAUCAUCCUGGCCAACUCACUGCAAAACUGUGAUUUAACCAGAAAGGAACAAACACACACAAAUAUUCUAACAGCUAUUUGCCUUCAGCUUUCGGUUCUCAGUUGAAAACUGGUAUUGGACCAACAGGAACUGCAGCUAUGGACCAAGAGCACUUUGCUGCCUCAAACAGCGCAGUUUGAAAUUUGAAAUCCACAGGUUGGUCCAUGGAAAGAAGAGAUGGCUGGAUAAUAAUGAUAACAAACUGUGUCCUUCAUGUAGUGAUGACACCACAGCUCCUGUAUCACUGUCUCCUCCAGUACCACAAUGAACAGGAGCAGGGGCAGAUCAGAUCCUGGUAAAUAUGUGCCCUUAGUGUGGGAUGAGCAAUUGUACAGCAGCAUCUGCUAGGAACUCUUAGAAAGGACAGAAGCAUUCAAAUGAGAUCCUUUCCUCCUCCCUCAGGGCCUUAAAGUAAGCAGCCAUAUUUUUAUGGGCAGUGAUAUCAGUGGCUGCUGGGAGAUCUGAAAAAGCUAGCAGGGAUAGCUGUUCUGUCUGUUUAGUCAAUGUGAAUAGUUCAGACUCCAUCAUACCUAGGCUGAAAGUGGACACAGAAUUCAGGUUUUUGGAUAACUGCAGCGUUGCUUCUCAGCUGAAUCACACAUUUAGAAAUCUUCUCCACAAAGUAUUAAAGGUGGCAAGUGUGGCUGUUGUGGUUUUUAUUACUGACUCAUGGGCCAACUAAAACGUGGGACUACGGGAAGGAUUGACAGGUACUGUGGGCCAGGGGCGAGGACACCAGCGUAAGAGUCAGAGGCCUGCAGUCUAUUCCCUACUCCGCCACUGACCUCCUGUGUAACCUUAUUUCCCUUCCUACCCUUUGUCUGCUUUGUCUGUUAUGGAGGGACCAAUUGCAGUUUCAUAGUUAAGAUUAAGUUUGGUUUUGUUCUACAAGCGGGGAUUACCCUCUGUAUGACAAAUACCGUAUGUCCUCUCCAAGCUUAAUCAUUUGCCUUUUGAAUAUUGAAUGAAUUUUCUAAGCAUUUAUGAGUAAUUAUGUUAGAGUUAAAAUUAAAUGGGUAUUUUUAGAAAUUUAGCAUCUUAUGUCAGACUUUUUUUUGGUCUAUAUUGAUGUUAUUAAUGGAAUAACACAAGACUGUGCAUGAGAUUUUAGGGAGGCUGACUACAUUUGGAGAAAUAUUUUAAGGGUAUUGGUCACUUUUUGCUGUUCUUCAUAAUUAAAAGUUCAGCAGCACUGAUAAAUGUUCGACAGCAAAUUCCAUGAAGUUCCACUGUCUUUUAAAAUGAUUGCGUUCUUAUAUUGUUUUCAGUGGGAGUGAGGCCAGAAGCUGCCCUCAGGAAAUAUGGCACUGCCACUGCUCCUCACAGCUUCCUCUCAAAAACCAGCAUACCAUCUUCCCUGAGCUCUGUUUUGAUUCAUUCUCACUGGGAACAAUGGGAGGCAGUUGCCAUUUUGAAAGAGGGCAUCCUAACUGAGGGCAGUGUUUGCCCUCUGUCCUAUUGAGAAUAAUGGGAGAUGCUGGCUAUUCUGAGAAAAGGGCAACUCUUUGUGAGUUUCUCUGAAGGAGACUUCAAGUAUCAGUCUCUACUGACAAACUUUCAGCCCUGAAAAAUAAUGGCAAACAAUGAUUCAUUAAUCCAAACUAUUUUGUUUGAGGGGCAGUCUCGUCUUUUCUCUGCAGCUCACUUCGCUUUUGCUGUGCAUUUAGUCCUCUUCUUUAAUCUUGGAGUUGUCUGCAAAUUUGAGCGUAGCUUAAUUUUCAGUAAAUAGGCCUCAACAAAGGAGGACACAAGUCAGUUGUGCAGGGGGGUAGAUGCCUUUAGUUGGUCAUGAAGCCUUAAAAGGGUCCUGGUUUUGGCUACGCUUAGCAGGAAAAGUCACUGGGUGAAGACUGACAUUUUUGUCCCAGCUCUGAUACAGCUCCCCCUGCUGGAUGCUCACUAGGCUGCUGUUUCUAUCCUAAGAGGGAACCAUUGUGCUCUUAAGAUUUCCUUAAUCUGGGAAGGAUUCAGCAAGGUUUGUAUGAGUCUUUGGCCCCUCGGGCAUGCUUAUUGAGCCCAGACUCUACCCAUUGCCCCUUUAGAUAAGUGGGGCUGGUGGUCUAGCUGACCCAGCCCCACAUCCUGGCUGGUUCUGACCCCACAAGACACACUGAUAACCUCAGCAAACCUUUUCCCUGAGCUCCAGCCUUGUGGGCAGUCUGGUUUACUGUGUCUUUUUCCAGGGCUGUGUGAUAAUUGAUGUGCAUAACACACAGGUUUUGCAAAAGUUUAACACAAUUACUCUUUAGCUACCCCAAGAAACAUACAGAUUUAGACAAAAACA
Molecule: messenger RNA, 2916 nt
Organism: Chelonoidis abingdonii (Abingdon island giant tortoise)
Lineage: Eukaryota; Metazoa; Chordata; Testudines; Testudinidae
Gene: TMEM220
Product: transmembrane protein 220
Source: RefSeq, a predicted model, not a curated record